Didymodactylos carnosus is the source of this 4731-nucleotide messenger RNA. The record is from the annotation of a GenBank genome assembly. Lineage: Eukaryota; Metazoa; Rotifera; Eurotatoria; Philodinida; Philodinidae.
AUGAAUCAAACAUUCCCAUCUCUCUCAAAAACGAACGCUACGAAGCCUUAUUCACAGGCGGCAGAACUUCAACAUUCGUUUCAUGAGCAAUCAUCGUGUAAGACUGAAGCAAUAAAAUCAACAUUCAACUUCGAACAACGUUUUCUUUGUGACAACGCUCUACGCUCAAUAACAUAUCGGCCCACACAGACAGUGUCGUGCCGACAAAAUAUUGUUGAAAAUCUUGAUCGUAUAUGCUGCUCACCUGUAAAUACGAAACGAAAUGUUUCUCUUUGCUCAACGUCAUUUCAACAAAUCCCUUCAUCACCGUCAUUAAAAAAUGAAAUGAGUAGCACAACAGAAAAUACGUUCGUCACAAAUACUAGAGAUACAAUGACAAACCGUUUAAAUCCAUUUCGUGCGUUUCUUCUUGUUGAUAUUCAAACAAAACAAAUUAUUAGUGUAAAUAAACAAGCUUGUGAAUUAUUUUGGUAUACAGAAAAUGAAUUGAAAACAAAGAAAAUUACCGAUCUCAUCGUCGUCGAUGAUGAAAAAAGAACACAUCAGAAUGCAAUUGUUGAUUCGUUUUUAAGCAAAGAUAGUGGACAAACAGAAUUGAUUGCAGGAAAAAUUGUUGAUGUUUUGUUGGGUACUGGUGAACGAAUGCCAUACUCGAUGUAUGUUCAAGAUUUGGAAAAUAAUAAAUUAUGUUUUUAUGCAUUUGAAUCAAUUCAAAUGAUUAUUGCUAACGUCCGCUGUAGUGAGAAUGGUUCAAUUGUCUCGCAUGAUUCUAAUUUUUCAAUAUUAUUUAAAAGUGCAAUGAUCAAUAGUAUCAAUAUUGACGCUAGUCAGAUACAUAAUAUCUAUGAUUUUAUGCCAUCAUUAAAGAAGAAAAAAUUGAAAAAUUUAAUAUUGACCAAACAAUAUCGGACAACAGGUUGUUUAAAUAAGAAUAAAAAUUUAUAUAUUCCAUUAACAUUAUGUGUGAAACAACAACAGACAUCGUCAGAAUUCUUUGAUUUAAGCAUAUCGGUAAUAAUGAAUAUAAGUGGUUUAAUUAUUGUCGACGAGAUGAGUAUGAUAAGAGCAUACAAUCCAUAUUUCGUGCAAUGUUUAUUAGGAUAUAAAUCGUUGGAUUUGAUCAAUCAUAAUAUCAAUGAAAUAUUGUCAAAUUAUAACUCAUUUAACAAGAUAUCACUAUCAAACAGUAAUAUUGCUGAAAAUUUAUCGUAUCAUUCAUUAUCCGAUAAUACAGAUGAUAGUGAUGAAGACGGUGAGGAACGAUCAUCAUCAUCAUCAUCGUUAACAUCAAAUUCAUCGACACUUGAAUCAGUCGUCAUCACCCCAUUAGCCAAUCGUACGCUAGAAUCAUUAGCAAAAAGUCAAAAUAUUCCACAAAAUUCUGUUAUUGAACCCGAUUCGAAGCAGGGAAAAUGUUUAUUUCAAUCAGACAAUAACAAGAAAAGUGGUUUGAAAUCAAUUGUUGAAUGUUCAACAUCGACACCAAUUGAAAAACGUUUAAAAAAUCCUUUUACACAAACACUCGUUAAUGAUUAUGAUGAUUCUGCUGUUUUACAAACUAAAGCAAAACAUAAAAAUGGAACAUUUAUUGGUGUUAUGUUUGCCGUAAGACAACUGGAUCUUGUUGAUGGUACGCAUCGUUUUUGUGUGUGGAUGACGCGAGACAAUACCGAUCCUGAAUUUAUUGCAUUACAAAAAUUAAUUGUUAAUCAACAACUACAUGAUUGUCCAACAUUAUCGCUUGGAGAUUUAUCAACGUCAUUAUUGGAUACAUCCCAAACUCAUAAAACAUUGGAAUCAGCUUAUGUUAUAACGCGUAAACGAGGACGUGGUGGAUAUGGUCAAGUUUAUUUGGGUCACAAGAUAAAUGAACCAACGAAUAAAGUCGUCAUCAAAUUUAUCAAAAAGACAAAAUUAAAACUUCAUCGUUAUAUUGAACAUCCCGAUUAUGGUAGAAUUUUGUAUGAAAUAGCCGUUUUAAAACAGCUUAAACAUCCAAAUAUUGUCGAAGUAAUUGAUGCAUAUGAUACAGAAAAUUAUGUUCAAAUGAUAAUGCCUUUGCAUGGAGUGGGCAUGGAUCUUUAUGAAUUUAUUGAAAAAGGUGCUCAAAUCGAUGAACCAUUAUGUAGUUAUAUUUUUCGACAAAUUGUGGAUGCUGUGAGUUAUUUACAUACAAAUCAUGUCGUUCAUCAAGAUAUUAAAGAUGAAAAUAUAAUUAUUAAUGAAAAUUUUCAUAUUAAAUUAAUUGAUUUUGGAUCUGCCAGAGCUAUACUUGAUAAUGCUAGAUGUUCAUCAAAUUAUGCUGGAACAACUGAAUUUUGCUGUCCAGAAUUCUUUAAAACUGGAAGUUGUAAUUGGAUAUCGGCUGAUAUUUGGGCAAUGUUUAUUACACUUUAUUUACUUAUCUUUCGUCGUUAUCCAUUUUUGAGCCCAGAUGAAAUAAAAAAAUGUCGCCUUGAUUUAUCAAUACGUUCAAAUAUAUCAGAUGAAUUAUUUGAUUUAUUAAAAUCGACAUUAGUCUCUGAUCCAUAUGGACGUUUAACAAUGAGUGAAAUCAAAAGUCAUCAGUGGAUUCUACAACCAGUUGAUAUUGAACAAUAUCACUGGCAAGUUGUAACAAAUGCAUUUUCAGAAGAUAGUUUUCUUAUUGACAACAACAAUCAAUCAGAGAGCGAACAUUCGUUUGCCAGUUUAACACGUCAAAUUCAAAAUCAAUUUCAUUUAUUUGAUGAUGAAAAGAAAGAAAAUUUAAAUGUCAAAAGUGACACUGUUCAAAAUAGCAAUAGUUCUAUGUCAUUACAAUUCUUCGAUCAGGCUUGGUCAGCAGCAACUGGUGCUGACGAUGAUCAGCAAGAUGAAACGCAACAAGGACGCCAAAUGACGACCUCUCGUGAUGGCACAAUUUUUCUUGUUGAUUGUGGAAAAGACAUGUUUGAAUCAAUAUCGUUAAAUAUGAAAAAAGAAAGCGAUGGUGAUGUUGAUGAUGAUAAUGAUCAAACAAAUAUUAUAGAUGAUAUAAAAACACCAUUUCAAUUGGUUAUGAAAGCUGCACAAACAUUUUAUCAAUCAAAAAUAAUUAGCAAUGAUAAAGAUCUUAUGGGUAUCAUUUUAUAUAGUACAGAAAAAAGUAAAAAUUCUUUUGAUUUUAAACAUAUCUAUAUCUUACAUGAAUUAGCACAACCAUCAGCGGAACGAAUAAUUGAAUUAGAAACAUUAUCAUCUGAAGAUAAAUAUUUGAAUUUAUAUAAAAAAGAUUUUGGUUCAAUUAAUUCAACUUAUUCAUAUUCAUUAAAUGAAGCAUUAUGGACAUGUUCAAAUUUAUUUUCAAAUUCACCACAACGUCUUACAGUUAAACGUAUUUUUAUUUUUACAUGUAAUGAUCAACCACAUGCAACAAAUUUAAUACUAGAACGUCAAGCAAAACAACGUGCCAAAGAUUUGAAUGAUGUUGGUAUACAAUUAGAAUUAUUUCCAUUAUUAACAAAAUCUAUAACUAAAUUUGAUUAUAGAAAAUUUUAUCAAGAUAUGUUGAUGUUAGCUGAUGAAGAUUUAGAAUUAUUAGAAAAAAAACCGUUUAAUAAAUUGGAUGAAUUAUUAAAACGUGUGUUAGCCAAAGAACAUAAAAAACGGGCAUAUUGUACAGUACCAUUCAAAUUUGGAGCUAUUGGUGAUGGUCAAAUGGAAAUGUCAGUUAGUGUUUAUAAUAUUGUUCGUCCAUGUCCAAAACCAACGAAAAUCAAAUUAGAUAAGAAAACGAAUAUGGAAACAAAAAUUGUUACAAAACAUUAUUUACCUGAAACAGCUGAAAUAUUAAUGCCAUCCGAUAUUCAAUAUGGUCUAGAUAUAGCUGGUCGACGAAUAUUAUUUGAACAAGAUGAAAUAAAAGCGAUAAAAAGAUUUGACGAUGAGCCAGGUUUUCGUUUAUUAGGUUUUAAAGAAAUGUCAUGUUUAAAACCAUUUCACUAUGUGAAACCCGGUCAUUUUAUUUAUCCUGAUGAAAAAUAUGUUGAGGGUAGUUCAUGUUUGUUUAAUGCAUUAUUGAAAAAAUGUUUAGAAAAACAAAUGUUUAUAUUGUGUCAAUUUACGGCCAGACGUAAUACACCACCGCGCAUAGUUGCCUUAAUACCACAAAAAGAAGAAUUUGAUGUUAAAAUACCAACGGAUAAAAUUGCAUCAAAUGGUUUUCACGUUGCCUAUUUGCCUUAUGCUGAUGAUAUUCGUUCAUUACCAAAAGUUGAUCCACCACGCGCUACUCAAAAUCAAGUACAGAAAUUUCGUCAAGUAAUUAAAGCAUUAAAAUUUAAAUAUCGUCCAGAUAAAUUUGAAAAUCCUACAUUACAAACAUUAUGGCGUAGUAUUGAAGCAAUGGCAUUAAAUAAAGAUAAAACGGAUGAUUUUGUUGAUUUAACAAUACCAGUUAUUGAACGAAUGGAAGAAAAAGCCGGAGACUUAGUUCAAAAUUUAAAAACGUCAAUAUUCCCACCCGGUUAUACAGGAUUGAAUAAAUCAGCUGUAAAACGAAAGACAGCCACUGAUGCAGCCAAUUACAGUAAAAAAUCAAAAAUGGAAGAAGCAGCUGAGGUUGAAGAUGCAGCUCGUAAUGGCACUCUGAAUAAAUUAACAAUUCCAAUAAUGAAAGAUUAUUGUAAAGACAAAAAAAUACGUUCAAAUGGUACAAAAAAACAAGAUUUAAUCGAUACUAUUAAUAAUCAUCUUGGAAUAUUAAGUUAA